AGGAAGUGUAAAUACACCUUUUUUCCACUUGGUCAUACUGAUAAAUAUUUGUAGAAAAGAGAGUUUUAUGCAUCUGUCGUUUGUAUGAAAUAUGUCGUUUGACAAUGCUUUGAUAGGGAAAUUAUUCUGCAGAAAAAGAAACAGACAAAACAAGAAGUCGGUCAUAAAAAAUGUAAUUUGACUAAAUAAAGGUCAACAUUAGGAAAGACAUGGAGGUCCCUGGAAGAACACAAGGCAGCUCACCCAAAUAUAGUGCAGGAAAGUCUUUGAGAAGACAAAGAACAAUAUUUUGCCAACCAUGUAGUAGUGACGGCGAUACGACGGUUGCCAUUCGAUACUGUCAAAAUUGUAACGAGUAUUUAUGUGCAGUAUGUCUUAAGGCCCACCGCAAGCAAGCCGUAUCAAAAAAUCAUAUUCUUAUGGAUGGAUACAAUAUGCCUAACGUAGCACUUCCGACUGUAACCCCAAAUGAAAUAUGUACCAAACAUAAAAAUGAAAUAAUUAAAUAUUUCUGCAUUUCACAUGAUGCGGUGGGUUGUGGGGAUUGUAUGAUCAUUCAUCAUAAAUUCUGUAAAAUUGAUCGUAUACAAGAUAAAUGUACAGACUAUUUCGAUGGCACAGAGCACCAAAACAUCUUAAGAAAGGUAGAGCAGUUUGUAAAAGAUAUUGAUGAAAUAAAAAGGGAGCUACAAGCCAGUGAAGGAAACGUGAGACAAGCCUAUGCAAAAGCAAUUAAAGAUGUUACAGCAUUCAAGAAGGAAAUCAUCGAUUACCUUGACGACGCAGAGAGUGAAAUGCUUGAACUGAUAAAGGAAAGGAAAAGGAAGACUGAAAUGCUGAUAGAGGAUAAAAAGCAAGCAGAAAAUUGCAUUGAUAGAAAUAUUAGAGAAAUACAGACACAAUUACAGCUACAGGUAAACCAAGCGAAUGAGUUGUUUGUUGGGGCAAAACAAAUUAUGGCAAAACUGAACGCUAUUGACGAAAACCUGAAUAGAUUGAAAAACGACACAACCAUUGAUGUGUAUAAGUUUCAACGAUCUUCCCACAUGGAAAAUAUGGUCAAGUCUUUUGUACCACUUGGUGACAUGUUUGAUAAAACACAACAAAAGAUCGGAAACAAUGAAUCAGAAGAAGAUUGUCUGAUUUCUAGCAAAACAUUCUAGUUUAGAUAGGAAAAGCAUAUUUGAUAUGGACGCUUAUUUUGAUUGUGAGAAUAACAUUAAAACACAAGAUGAUGCUUCAGAUUGCUUUAUUGAAAAUUGUGCUCUAUUAUGCUCAAAUCAGAUUAUAGUUACUGAUAGGGAUAAUAAAUGUGUAAAAUUAGUUGAUGUCGUUGACAUAAAAGUUUCAAAGUACAAUCUUAGGUAUUGUCCCUUUGGUGUAGCAGUCGUAAAUCCAAAUCUUGUUGCUGUUACAUUUCCUGAAAAAAGAAAGAUUCAAUUUUUGACAAUAAUAACAGGUAAUAAAAUCAUUGAAAGUCACAUGCUUAAUGUCCAUACCGGUUGUCAAAAAAUUGCAAUAUAUGAAGAUAAGAUUAUUGGUAUAACCGACAAGAGUGUUGAGAUUAUGAGCAUAAGCGGUCAACUGAUAAAAUCUGUAUCUCAACCAAACUUGAUGUGGUUAAUGGAUAUUGCUGUCGUUCCAAGUUCACAAAUGUUUUAUGUCAGUAACAUUUCAAAUGGGCAUAAUACAGUUUUCAAGUACGAUUUUGAUGGCAAUCUGAUAGCAACAUACCAGGACAAGGAUCUGGUAUAUGUGAGAGGAUUAGAAGUAACAAGAGACGGUACAGUGCUUGUGUGUAACUGGGACAGAUAUGGCAGUAUUCACAUGAUAACUCCUGACUGUAAAAAGAUCAAAGAACUAUUAAAGGAUAAUAUACACGUUAGAUAUCCAUAUUGUGUUACGUUCUGUAAUGAAACAAAUAAACUUUUUGUUGGAAACAGUUAUUAUAACCUAGACAAGAAGAAUAAAAAUGGUUUGAAAGUUUUUCAAUUAAGGUAGACACUAUUACCACAUAGCAUCACUCGUCUGCUGUAAAACAGAUAUAGCAAAACUGAAAUGAAAUAUAACUAUCAAUUUGAUAUAUUCAAAAUGUUUUAUGCUCAAUAAGGCAUGAACUAAAACGGCAUUAUCUGACCAGCAAAAAUAUAUAUUCCAGACUUUAUUAAUGUUACAUACAUGUAUAUACACAUUGUUACAUAAAUAUUGUUUAUCUAUA
Molecule: messenger RNA, 2218 nt
Organism: Ruditapes philippinarum (Manila clam)
Lineage: Eukaryota; Metazoa; Mollusca; Bivalvia; Venerida; Veneridae
Product: E3 ubiquitin-protein ligase TRIM33-like
Exons: 2
Coding region: 210-1163 (317 amino acids)
Molecular function (GO): zinc ion binding
Source: RefSeq, a predicted model, not a curated record